UGUCGCUCUCAUUCGCUGUUUUGACUUUUUUUAUUUUUACGUCGAAGAUUGGAGCAUGUUGGAGCAUUUAUUGAGCAUCAAACGGGAAAAAUAAAUUGUCUUGCUUUGUGAUUACUAUUCAUCAUAUCAUUAUAAACUUUAUGUAUAUUAUUGGGUGUGUAUUGUUGUUGCUAACAAUGAAUUUGCUGGUAUGAAGUGAUGUUGGACAAAAAUAGAUAAAUGUUAUGGUGUUUAGUGUAAUGACGUACACUAAAUCAAUUGGAUAUUCACAGGCUAAAGGACAAGAUACGGGUCAAAUUUAAUGCAAGUGAGUAAUAAAAAGUGGGUAUGGAAGUGCUCAAAACGUCUCAAGAAAUUGUACACGAGGGAUGGCUCAUUAAAUCCCCACCUACUAAACUUUGGCGAGCGAGAUGGAGAAAACGUUGGUUUGCUCUUCGUCAUAGUGGUGAAUUGCCAGGACAAUAUUUCUUAGAAUAUUAUACAGAUAAGAGAUGUCGGAAACUCAAAGGACAUAUCGAUCUUGAUCAAUGUGAACAAGUUGAUGCUGGUUUGAGAUUUGAAAACCGCAAGCAAAAAUAUCAAUAUAUGUUUAAUGUGAAGACACCAAAGAGAAUUUAUUAUUUGGUGGCAGAAAGUGAAUCAGAUAUGAAUAAAUGGGUAGAUGCAAUAUGUCAAGUUUGUGGAUUGAAAGCAUAUACUCAGGAUGAAGAACAACAACUAUUUCACUUUGAGUCUCAAGAAUCACCUCCCAUAUCACCUACAAGUACCAUAUCAGGCCCUUAUAUUCCCAUAAGUGAAUGCAUUUCCGGUAGACGUUUAAAUGAUACUAGCUCUCUAAGCUCAGCUAUAAGCCAUGGCCCUGAACAUUACGAUGCUCCACGAAGACUUGCUCCAUCUCCAUCACGAUCGCCAACAACAACAGAUGCUGAAAGUGUUUUUACUGACGACGAAUGGACUACACCAAUUCCAAGCGUUAAUUGGGAAACUUUUCCAUCCUCUGGUGACUCAAGACCUUCCCACAGUUCAGGUGAUGCUGAAAUUGGUUCAUGGAGUGUUCGAAAACGUUUCGGUAAAUUGAGAAUCGUUGAUUCUGCUGGUCCGCCGGCUGAUGAAUCUGUUCGCGCUCCACCACGACCACCGAAACCAUCUCACAUGACAUUGGAAAAUAUCGGGCAUAAUUAUUUAAAUUUGGAUGGUGCUACUGAAAGUUCUAAACCAACAACACCAGCGACUCCUGCGCCAUCGACACCAGCAACAGCGGUUAUAUCCGAUGAAACUUAUGAUUUUCCUCGCUCUCAUCAAUUAAACACUCCGAAUACAACGAGUACUGAUACUUCUACAAUUGGUCGUACACCUAGACAUUGCUAUAGUAAUGCAGCACCAUCUUCUGUUGAUGACCGCGUAUUUAGAUAUGAUUUUAAUGACGAUGAACCAUCUAGUCCGCGUUCUGAAAGCUCGACAACUGCAACAUAUUCAAACUUACCAAGUCCACUUGUCAGAGAUUCUUCGAGCAGUGUAUCUUCAACUGUCGUUCUUCCACCGCCUGUUGUUUAUCGAGAAUUGAAACCUGGUAGGAAAAUGAGUGAUACGACAUCAAUAAUCAGCAAUGAACCGUCACCUGGACCUAAUUUGUCAGCAUCAGAAAUGAGUCCUGAUCAUUUGGCUACCACUGAACCGCCUCGGAUUAAUCGAAAAUUAAAACCUCCAUUAACCAAAAUUCCUACUGAUGGACCGCUCCAAUUAGCUUCACCACCUGGUAAAAAUAAAUUUCGAGCAGCUCCCAGUCCGACGCCACAUGCUCAUGGACAUGGAACACGACAUUAUUCGACAUCUGACGAAGACAACAAUAUUGUGGAUGAUAAAGAAGAGAUUUACUAUUAUCAAGAUCAUAACACCUUUAUACCGGCUUCAAAUCGACGGUUAGUAGUUUUACAAUACUUAGAUCUUGACUUAGAAGCUUCUGAGAGUUUUUCAUCAUCGACUUUGCCACCGGCACAAUCGCCGCCUAAUACAACUGUCUAUAAAACUGUGGAUUUUUUGAAAACCGAUGCCUUUAAUCGUACAAGACAACGAGUUGAAGAAGAGAGAAAACGUACUGAUGAAUUAGCUUAGACUGGUUUGACUCAUAUUUUUCUUCGUUUAUUCAUAUAUGUAUAAAUAUAACCAUAUAUUUAUACCCUUUGUUGUCUACUAACAUAAGUAGUACAGUAUUUUUGAUACGAUUGAUCUAAAACAGUGGAGAUAAAUUGCAUUUCGAAUAUUUUAGUAUAAAAAAAUUAAAUACAUUUUAAAUAUAUUUUAAGAUUUCCGUGUAAAAAAAAAAAUCGUUUAAAAAAGUUUGAAAAAGUGUUGACUAUACUAAACUUCGAAACGUGACACAACAGCAAAUUUUUUUAAAAUCGACGUUCUAAUUGGCAAAAUGAUUUUUUCUCUGACUAUUAGUAUCUGAAAAUUACACACAAUCAUCUACGAAAAAUAAUCAGUUAGACACUUUGCUAAUUAGAACGUCGAAAUGAUUUUUAAACUUCAGUAAAUAAAAAGAAAAAAAUGUACCUGAAGAUCAGAACGUUUUUCGUGCCAUGAAAAUGAAAAAAAUUUAUGUAAUUCAACUGAUAAAGGGCGACUCAAGGAGUACUUCUGAAGGUGGGAGGUGGCCUCAGAUUUUCGGCUGACAUACCAGCAUCCAUUUGCGAAACAUUUCAGAAAUCCCGUUCAGUAGAUUUCUUUUUUUCCAAUUUUUUUUUUGUUGCACCUCUGUAAACUUUUUUUGGCUCUCCAUUAAAAGUGAAAUUUUAUCUUUUUUUUUCAGUGCAAAAGGCGUUUAAAAAAAGCUGAUCUUGAACUAUUUCUAAACGUUUUUUUUAAGCAUAUCACAAUAAUAUCAGAAUAUUCGAAACGGAAAGAAAAAGUUCGCCAUUGUGUGACGUUUUAAAGUUUAGAAUAGUCAACUUUUUUUUUAGCAAUUUUUUUACGCGGGUUAAACAUCAAUAUUUUAUAGGAAUAUUGUGUUCAACGAAAAUAAUCUGCAUUUUUACUGCAAUGUGUAGCAAUAUUUUUUAUUACGGACCAAAAAUAUUAUAUUUAAGAUUUAACAAGAUGAUAAAUUUUAUAAAAACAAAUAUAAUGUUAACAUAAAAUUUCUUUAUUUUAAUUGAAUCAAACUAUUGAUAAUUUUUUUAUUAUCAAUUAUUUUAUCAAAAAAUAUAAAAAACUAAAUUUAUAUAAUUCAUAUCGAUAAAAAAAAAAUUAUUUUUAUUAUUUGAAAUUCUACGCUGUAUAAAACUGCGGAGUGAACGCGGAUUCGAUCCUAGUGAAUUUGAAUCGGAUGAUUGUGUAAAAUUUACUUCAAAGGGGAGUUUAUUUCAAUAUUGAAAGUCCGAAUUGGAGGGAGUGGUAAUUUAAAUAAAAUUCACAUCACUUUAAAAUCACUCCGCAAUUGAAAUAAAAUCCGUAAUUACUCUUAAUUCACUCCCGAUUUUUUUACAGUGUAUAGAAGAGUUUUACUAUCGAUAAUUGUAAAGAAAAAAAAAAAUCUUUAAAUUUGUAAGUUUGACUACAACACAAAUAAGUAAAUUUAUUGAAUUUUAAUUGAUUGUCAAAACUAAUUGUCGAUUUAAAAAAAAAAUGUAGAACAUUGUUUUACAAAAAAAAUUUCAUGAUGGAAAUCUUUUUAAAUAUGGAAAAAUUUUAACGAAAAUUGUUGGAUUGAUAAAAAAUAUUUUGAAUUUUCAUUCUCUUGUUGUAAUACUCUACAUAAUUAUUACACAUUAUAAUUGAGCGUAAUACAGAGUAUACAUUUUUAAGUAAGGAAUAGUUUUUAAUUAUACAUAAACAU
Molecule: messenger RNA, 3835 nt
Organism: Microplitis demolitor
Lineage: Eukaryota; Metazoa; Arthropoda; Insecta; Hymenoptera; Braconidae
Gene: dos
Product: GRB2-associated-binding protein 2
Exons: 6
Coding region: 328-2112 (594 amino acids)
Source: RefSeq, a predicted model, not a curated record